CACAUAGAGCCGAGUCAAGGGCAAAGGGGUAACCGGUGAAAGGAAAGAAGUUCCUGGAAACAGCAGAGGUGGGACGCCGCGGUUCAAACUGCGAGAUUCCUCAGAGGCUUGACUUCUCUGCUCAGUGCACAGCCAUCACAAACUGAGAGAAACACGGCAGUUGAUCUCCUGUUGUCAUCCAGAUUACAUUCACAGCUCGGCGGACUGCAGGAGCGAUUCAUCCUGACAUGUCACUUUGGUUAAAGUGUUUGCGACAACAGCAAUAGGUAUGAGCACUGCAUCAUCAUAAAGCACAUUUUACAAACUGCUGCUCCUUGGAUCAACUUCCUCAUGAGCCUCUCGUGACUUUCCUUCAGCCAUGAGUGGAAAAAGUUGUCAGCUCCUGGUGUCUCCUUGCAGCGUGUCCCCGUCACUGAGCAUGAUCAGAGGACACCAGUCCCAGUCCAUCAGGCUGCCCAUGUCCUCCCCGCAACUGGCCGAUCUAAGUCCCUCCUCGGGCAUGGAGAAAGUGACAAGAGGAGCCAUCCACUCCUUUGCUUCUGGGAAACAGAGCGGAAGCCAUGUUGUGCUGCCAACCCUGAGCCUCCGCAGACAGGUGCUGACCAACGGGAAACAUCUGAACAUAUCAACUGCAUCCCCACAGCAGCAAGUGCCUAUACAUCAUCCUACAACCAAAGCAGUGACAGCUACUGUACAAACUGGACGUUGCUCCUCUAACAGCUUCAAAGCAGCUUGCUCGGUGUUUGGAGCUACCAUGGAAGUUCUUGGUCAGCCAGCCGCUGCUAACCUGACAGUGACCAGCAGUCCCAUGACUGUUGUGACAGGCCAACGAUAUACUGCACAACAUCCUCCGUCACAUCCACACAGUGUGCAGAUUCCCCACACUGACGCCAGAUCCGUACAGUCCAGAGAAUCCCUGGCAUCCACUACUCUGAGUCUGUUUGAAACACAGUCAGUGUUCAGUGGCAGACACGACUGGUCGUACGGCUACCGUGUGCUUCCUCCAUUGGGUCAGUGCUCCAACCAGGCAAGCGAGGGAGGGGAGCAGCUCAGCCUCCCACCUGGCACAGCCAUGUCCGGCACAACCAUAUCAGGUGGCACUAGCACCUCUGCUUCCCUGCCCUCGUACCUCUUUGCAUGUGAUGCCGGGAGCCCCAGACAGUCUCGUGCAAAAAAGAGAGCUCUCUCCAUGUCGCCUUUGUCGGACGUCAUGGGUAUUGAUUUCAACUCCAUCAUACGCACAUCACCUACUUCACUCGUGGCUUAUAUCAAUGGUUCCCGCAGCUCUCCAGCUUCCCACCCUACACUCUCACCUGUCCACUCUGAGGGGUACGGUCACUUCCUGGGUGUGAGAGGCAGCUGCAUCCCCCACACCCAUCCCUACAGCACACCAGGCUCUUCACAGGCUCUGGCCCCACAGACAGAUUAUGGCCGUAUGCAGCUGCUUGAAGAGGGAGGGGGUCUGGAGAGCCAGAUGGCGAACAUGGUGGUGGACCAGCAGUGUCUCCCAGAGGAAGGAGGGGCACUGGAGAGGACUUCAGGGAGCUGCAGCCAAACCACCAACAACCUGCUGCCUCCUCCACAGUUGCAGCCAACACUGCUGACUACCAUCCAAGAAGCUGCUACUCCACAGGGGCCUCCACCACCCUACCACUCACACCAGCACAUCCACCUCACUAGACGUCACUGCAAAAUAAAGCCGCCCUCUCAGGACCCUCUCACACACGCUCCCAUGGUCCCUACCAGGCAUGGGAUGAGCUUUCUACCACAGGUCCCUAUGCUGGAGGAGGAAGAAGGGGAGCUGGAGGACUAUGGGGCCCACUGCUGCAGGUGGUUGGACUGCAGUGCAGUGUAUGACCAAAGGGAGGAGCUGGUAAGGCACAUAGAAAAACUACAUGUGGAUCAGAGGAAGGCAGAGGAUUUCGCAUGCCACUGGGUGGGCUGUCCACGCAACUUCAAGCCCUUCAAUGCUCGAUACAAGCUUCUUAUCCACAUGAGGGUCCAUUCAGGAGAGAAACCCAACAAGUGCACGUUCGAGGGCUGCAAGAAGGCUUUCUCUCGGCUGGAAAAUCUGAAGAUCCACCUACGUAGCCACACAGGGGAGAAACCGUACGUGUGUCAGCACCCAGGAUGUCACAAGGCCUUCAGCAACUCGAGUGACAGAGCCAAACACCAGCGUACACACCUGGACACAAAGCCAUAUACGUGCCAGGUGCCUGGCUGCGCAAAGCGUUACACUGAUCCCAGCUCCUUGAGGAAACACGUGAAAUCCCACUCUACUAAAGAACGGCAGUUGCGGAAGAAGAUGAAAUCCACUGCUGAUGUGCCUCAGGACACACUGACGGACUGUUUAACCAUCCAUCCUCUGCAACCAAGCCUUUCUCCCCUGACGAGGAUAGACCCUUCCCCUGGUGCAUCCCAUGAGUGUAUACCAGAGUAUUCUGCUGCUCCACAGGGGCGAGACUCCACCAGCAAUCCUCACCUGGCUCUGUUGUGCUCCUUGCAAGACAAUUACAGGUUUGUUGAUCCCUCCCCCCACCAGCUCCCCCCCGGGGACCAAUGCGGGCCCUGCUCUCCCACCCGCCUCCCGCAUCCUCCCAAUGGGACAUCCCUGCAGAACAACCGAGAUCUGAAGCAGCCCAGCCAGCCUCCCGACAUAGCAGAUCACAAUCCAGAGCUCUCGGGGCAGAUUAAGAUGCUAUAUUCUCCCCCACAAUAUGGAGGGAUCACAGCACAGACCGGCUCGAGUCACCUGAUGCAAGUUGAUGCCUUUGGUGACAGCCUCGCUCAGGCAGUCAAUAAUCCCAGUGGGGUGGCCACCUCACAAACAGCUCUUUCCUGCAUUACAGCAGGAUUUGAUGUCCGCAGCCAGGCGCAGGAUGGGGCUCCUAAUCAAGAGCUGCAUGGAGGGGAUUUCUUCAGUGUGGUGGACCACCGCACAAGCCAGGUGUCCUGCAUCUACACAGAGGGAUGAUGUUACUCCGAUGUUGGUUUUGUUCCCUUGCACUAUUUUGUGGCCCCUUUCAUUUAGUCAAACAGUCUAUAGGAAGAACACUUUAGAUAGCAAACUGGUGGCAGCUUCAUUUAGUGAAAUAAAAGCAUAUUUGAUUGAUUGAUUGGUCGAUUGAUAAAACAGUCCAAGAUGCUGCUCCCUGGGUCUUGAAGGAAAUGACUCACAUUCGCAAUGCAAGUUUCUCUCUCUCUUUGACGAAAUCUCUAUAAAUGUACUAUCUGACUCAACACUCCGGCUUCUGCUUCCAUAAUCACUGUAUACUAAUGUCUGAGCCUACAGGAUUUUUUUUUUUACGUUUACUUCCUCAGUUUGUAUACAGCUUGUGUAUAACAACGUUAAUGUAGUGAGUACUUCAGGUAGUUUAUGGUGUCAUUUUGCACAAUGUUCAGCAUUGCAAUCAAAGCAAUGUAUGCAAGGGAUCAUUUAUUAAGGUUUUUCUUAGAACCAUGGCUUUGUAACUAUAGUAACAAGACAGCCUCACCAUUUCACUGUAAUGUUCAGAGACUUAACCUGUUGUUUAGAGUAUAGUACUGUAAUGCACUUUGAUUGCUCCUGUGCCUAGAUCAUGAAACAAUGACCGUACCAGUGAUUUUA
Molecule: messenger RNA, 3607 nt
Organism: Epinephelus lanceolatus (giant grouper)
Lineage: Eukaryota; Metazoa; Chordata; Actinopteri; Perciformes; Serranidae
Gene: glis3
Product: GLIS family zinc finger 3
Biological process (GO): regulation of transcription by RNA polymerase II
Cellular component (GO): nucleus
Molecular function (GO): RNA polymerase II cis-regulatory region sequence-specific DNA binding; DNA-binding transcription factor activity, RNA polymerase II-specific
Source: RefSeq, a predicted model, not a curated record